CCUCCCAGAUCUGACAAAACCUCCCAACCCCACAUGUUCAGCCUGUGUACUCGUUUCAAUUACGUAAUAUUUUAUAAUAUUAAGUAAUAUUUGAUUCCUUUCAUCUACCCACACAUUUUAAGACAACAAUGUUUAAAUUUUAUAAACUAGUGAGUUAUCUACUAGGGGAAUUUAACCCCUUAAUUUAUGUAAACACUUUAUUACUCUUCUGAACUAUUAGCACACAUAAGAUCUGGCAAACCUUCCUUUGUUCAUUUCUCCUUAAUGUUUUUUUUUUGACUUACAUUUAUUAUUCAAUUACACUGUAACCCGGUCUUGGACCAUGGCCGACAUUCUGUGAUUAGUGGUAAGGCAGGAACUAAUCAUUUCAAUGCCAGGGCAUAGCAAAAAUACAAAAUCGAAACACAUUUGGAACUCUCUGAGGUCUAUCUUGUGGGUGGGGGUUGAGACACAGAGACAGCAGGAAAAGGAGAGCAGCUGGGAGGGUAAUGACUUUUGCACACUUUUAGAUGUUCCACUAUGUCCUUGUGUGCUGUUUUUGUUAUUCAGAUGCUGAUAAACUAUGCUGUUUCUUGUAAUAGGCUGAAUGCUUCUCUUUUUCCCUAACCUUCAAAAUACCCUUAUGCUAUCACACUAUAAGAUGUGGCAAGUUUGUGGCUUGAACUUCAAAACAGAACAACUUCUCGUUCUACAUUCCCAUGUCUUAACUCUUCUGACCACAUGUAGCUUGGCUGCCUUAGAAUUUGCAGCUCCAGGAGCUCUCUGAAGGCCAGUCUGAUCCUACAUGCUAGUCCUCUUGACUAAAACUAUGUAAAGCAGUGAACACAGUUUUAGCACUGAAUAGAGACUAUUCCCCAUAGAUAGAAUGAUCCAUCCAGUCCUGAUGAGAUAAGUGAGUAUUUGUCCUUCUCACUUUCCCACUCAGCUCACUAACAUUCAGAGCAUUGAAGCACUGUUUCAACCUCCAGUCAGCUAUGAUAGGCUUUACAGACUGAGACAUUCUUGAUUAUAUAAAUAUAAACUUUUACGGGACCAAUAUACAGUACAUCCAUUCAUACAAAUAAAUUAAAGCAUACUGCAGAACAACAACAUGAAAAGGGAUCAAAUAAAAGAACUCAAUAACAAGCAGAGUUUUGGUGGUGUGAAUAGGUUUUAAAUUGUAUUACUGUCUAAAGGGUUGCACAUAUGAGGUAUAAAGUAUCCUGAUUGGUGGCUAGGAUUUGUAUUUCCCUGAAUCACCUUUUGUCUACAUUUACUCAGUGCCUUAAGACUGUAUUUCCUUACAACAUUUUUUCUAUGGUUUUUUCCCCAUGCCAGUAAAUGCAGGCCUAAGUAUUUAAAAAAUAAUUGACAGCUAAACACUAUAAUUAAAUUUGCAUCAAGAGAUUUUUAGCUGUCCUUCAAAAUAUACAUUUGGCGUAAUUGUUCUUUUCAGUCUGGUUUGUUUUUCCAUUAGAUUCUUCCACUUCCUCGUUACAUCACAAUUUCUAAUAGUCUAUGGCAGAAAAAAAGUACUGCGCUUAUUAUCCAGUGCAUUUUUACUGUAAAGGAUGAAAAAUGCAGAAUGAGACAACAUGAAAUUUUACUUCCUCCUAGAGUGUCUAUGAUUCCUGCUAUACAACUAUCAGAGAUACUGUAUAGAUAAAGAUAUCUCAUUAUGACAUUUUGCCAUUAUCACUGCCGGGAUUGUCUUCCAAAGUUUGCUCAUCCAAGUUCAUGAUUGUCCUGUCUAAGUAAAUAUUAACCCUUUCCUGUAUACAUAAGCACUUAUGCUUAUUUAGGUAAUGGCUAAUAGAUCUUGAAACCUCAUGUGAGCUGCUUAUAGCUUAUUGCUGGAUGUGUUAUGCUCAUCAUGGGAUUAAAUUAUGAUGUUCUUAGUCCUUGGUCUUCGGGGCACAUGCAACAUCCAAGCAAACUGGAAAGAAAAAUGGGAAGGUUGGGGUUCUUCUCUCAGAAUAUAAUUUGAAAAUGUGUUUAGGAUUUGAACACCUGCAAUGUAUCUUCCAGAUUGUUAUGCAUAGUCUUUUGUUUUAUGGGAACAUUUACACAUUUUUUUAAUUUAACCUUUAAUCUAGCACAACAUUAGUGCGUGCCUCGCCCAUCAUGUUUAUUUCUUUAUGAUUGUUACACGUUGCUAGUCAGGUGGUUCUGAGAAAAAGCUUUUUUACUAUUGGCAUUACAGUCAGUAACUGAGACACAAUUGUUGUGUCAGUCCUAGCUAUAACUAAGGUUAAUUUUUUUUACUGAUCUGAAGAAAUAAGGUUAGCCUAUCUUUUAACAAAUGUUACUUGAUGAUUGUGGCUUUGCAAGACUUUUUGAGAGUCGGUUCACGCAAAUACUUAAAACAGGAUAAACUUAGAGAUGCACUAUAUGGCCAAAAGUUUGAAGACAACUGAUCAUCACACCCAUACGGUAUGGCGGCCUUGCCAAAAACUGUUAACACAAAGUUGGAAGCACACAAUUGUAUUGGAUGUGUUUGUAUGCUGUAGCAUUACAGUUUCCCUUUACUGGAACUAAGAAGCCCAAACCUGUUCCACUAAUACAACAUCCCUGUACACAAACUGAGCUCCAUGAAGACAUGGUUUGCCAAGAUCGGAGCGGAAGAACUCGAGAGGCCUGCACAGAGCCCUGACCUCAACCCCACUGAACACGUUUGGGAUGACCUGGAAUGCUGACUGUGCACCCAGGCCUCCUCACCCGACAUCAGUGCCUGACCUUACUAAUGCUCUUGUGGCUGAAUGAACACAAAUCCCCACAGCCACGCUCCAAAUUCUAGUGGAAAGCCUUCCCAGAAGAGUGGAGGUUAUUAUAACAGCAAGUGUAGGGGGUUGGGAGGGGACGGUAUCUGGAAUGGGAUGUUCAAAAAGCACAUAUGGGUGUGAUGAUCAGGUGUUCGCAAACUUUCAAACUUUUAGCUAUAUAGUGUAUGUUAGUGAUAGUCACUUUUCUAUCGAGUUAGCUGAAAUGCAGAAUGCAGAAUGUACAAAUUGCGUGAAUGUGUGUUGCUGAAGCUGUUGUAUGAAAAUAAAUGUAACAUGUGCAUUCAAAGAAUAAUAAUAAUAAGCAGAAGAAGCAAGGGAAACAUUACAGAAAGUUUCCCACCUCGCUUAAACAUUACCUGGUUUUUAUAACUGAUUAAAACUGAUUGCUCUGCUCCAUUGUUCCUGGUCUUGUGAUAUAGCCUAGUGUUGAGGUCUUUUAUUUAACUCACGUACAGUACAUGCUCCUUUUUUCAAUGACUCUGUGGGCGGGGCCACAGAACACACACACACACACACACACACACACACAUGGGCGCGCGCACUCUGUCGUUACGGUCAAUUCUUUCACUUCACACACCCUGAAUGGACACCUUCACCACUCAUGCGGACUAAAAAAGCUACAAGAUGAGCACACCACUUCCCUUCUUAAUAAACAUUUCCAGUCCUUUCCCGGUAUCACUGGAUUCUGAGGAGGCCAAUAAAAGCUGCCGCUUCGAUGAAGAGUUCAAAUACAUCCUGCUGCCUGUAUCAUACACAAUAGUGUGUGUGCUGGGCUUGGUGCUCAACUCCGUGGCUCUGUGGAUGUUCCUGACUAAGAUGCGUCCCUGGAACGCUAGCACAGUGUACAUGUUUCAUUUGGCACUGUCAGACAUUCUGUAUGUGCUAUCUCUUCCCAUGCUCAUCUACUACUACGCCAAUCGCAACCACUGGCCCUUUGGUGUAGCCCUGUGCAAAGCGGUGCGCUUCCUGUUCUAUGCCAACCUAUACUGCAGCAUCCUCUUCCUCACGUGUAUCAGUGUGCAUCGCUACUUGGGCAUCUGCCACCCGAUCCGCUCGCUCAGACUGGCCAAGCCGCGCUAUGCGCAGCUGGUGUGUGGUCUGGUGUGGGCGGCCGUGACCGCGUGCUUGAUUCCCAACCUAGUCUUUGUCACCACUACACAGCGGGAUAAUGACACAUUGUGUCACGACACAAGUAGUCCUUCUGAUUUUGAAAAUUAUGUCACCUACAGCUCGGUUGUGAUGACACUGCUCUUCGGCGUGCCCUUCGUUAUCAUCAUGGUGUGUUACUGCCUAAUGGCACGGGCUCUCUGUCGCCCCAGACAAAUUUCUGCCAGUCAGAGGGGCAAGUCGAGGAAGAAGUCCAUUAAACUCAUCAUUAUAGUGCUGGUUGUGUUUGCUGUUAGCUUUGUCCCUUUCCACAUCACACGCACACUCUACUAUACGUACCGUGUUCUGGAGGCUGACUGCUGGAUCCUCAACAUUGUCAACUUCACAUACAAAGUCACACGGCCACUGGCCAGCUCCAACAGCUGCCUGGACCCCAUCCUCUACUUCCUAGCGGGGGAUCACUACCGCUCCAGACUUAUCCGAGUAUUCGCUAAGAGGCAAACGGCUGGCAAUUUGCAGUCCCCUCCAGACAAAAAUAAUGACCUUGCUUUGGUUUACAAAAAGCCUGCCGUGGAAGCAAAUAAUGAUUGUCCACACUAGAGCUGUGUGUGUGUCAUCCCAAAGCAACGUAAUUUCAACCCAAAGGAAUGUAAUGCCUCAGAGUUACUUUCUGAAUUACAACCAGGGUGAAGGAUGGUUUUGUUUCUGUCUGCAAAAUGUCACUGCAUGGCACAUCCUAUAUGGAGGCAGAGGAGAAGUUCUUUAUGGCCAUUGCCAUGAGACUCCACAUGUUCACCAUCUUCUGAAGACAAACACAUCAGUGCUACUCGCAAGAUGUAAACAUUAACAUAAUGUUGCCAUUUAAAGUAAUUCACUUUUGGAAUACACUCCAUAUCUAAUAACCUUCCAAUCUCAUGAAGGUUGUUAUUCAAGUGCUGAGAUACUCUUUCAGCCUCUCAGGCAUCUUUCUAGUUUUCAGUUCUGCUUCAUUUGCUGCCUGGUUGUCAUUGUUGUUAAAACUGCAGUUAGAAAAUAAUAUAGCACUGCAAUAUAAUAUGACAAUUAAGUGUACAAGGUGAACUAUAGACUCUUGGUAUUACCUCAGAGGAAUGCAGACACAUACAAUGCUAUAGAGUGGACUAUUGCUCUUUAAAGGACAUAAAGGGUUUGAGUUUCUGGCAACUCUGUGACACAGCUGUUUUUAUCCUUCAGUGUAGGAGUGUGUGUGUAUGUGUGUGUGUGUGUGUGUGUGAGGACCGAAUGUCCCCAUAAUUAUUGUAAUAUGUGAAAAUUUGAAGACUGUGAGAACAUUUGCUUAGUCCUCACACUUUUUUUUAACUAGGUCAAGGAUAGGGCUAGUGUGCAGGCAGGGGUUUUUCCUCAUCUUUGGGGCUCUAAGCGACAUCCUGCUUGGGCCACCUGGUGGCUCAGAGGCCAUAAGUGACGGCUUAUACCACGUAUACAGCUAGAAAUGACCCAGGAUAUAGGCAGUGGAUGUCCAUGGUAGUACCUCACAAAGACAAAAAUAUGUACAGUGUGUGUGAGCACUCUCAGUAAUAACGGUACCAAAAUUUAUUUUUCAUAUUUUAAUACAGACAUACACACAAUCAAACAAACACACACACACAGAAAUAAAGGAAUAAAUGUACCUUUCCUUGUCAUUGCAGUGGGAGCAUCAAGGAUACAUCUUCUGUACAUUUAGUAUAUAUCUUUGUGAAUAUAGUAUAGCUUGUGUUAAAAUUAUUUAUGGUACAUAACUGGACUGUACAGACCACUGAUGUAACUUUAAAGCUUUAUUCUAUAAGGUAAUUAAAGUUACACAACAUGCACCUUCCCAUACGCAAGGAACAAAAUGUGUACCUUCGAUGGUGUAUGUGUGAGUGCGUGCGUGUGUGUGUGUGUGUGCGUGUGUUAAAAUAUGACAAAUAUCCUUUAUUAUUAGAUAUUGCUGUGAUUAUGCACUGUAUUUAAUGUGGUCAGUCUUUUAUUUUAUAAAUGUCACGAAAAGUACCUUAAAUAAUGUGAAAUCUGGUUCUAGUGGAUGUUAAUUUUUGUUGUGAUUCCCAUUUGAUAUUAAAGAUUUAAUAAUUCCUUAUUACCUCUAGCACAGUUAUUUUCACUUAAUGUCUUUUGUGCAUUUUCAGUUUGGUGUGUGUAUGUCUUUUCUGUGACAACAUUAGUGUGUGGGAAAGUUGUGGGAGGUGCAGGGUAUUUUUUGUGUGUGUGCGUGUGUGUGUGUGUGUGUGUGUGUGUGUGUGUGUAAAUCAUUUAUCAUGGCUUAGACUACUGCAGGAAGCUCUGUGAUAGGAGAAAUAAAAUGAGGGAAAUAAGUUUUGAUUGUUUUGGUUUCUAGACAGAGAUCAUCUCACAUGAUCUGAUGAAAUAUUAUCCCCUGUUCACCACACAUUCAUAAGGCAGAAAAACAACCUAUUAUUAAUCUGAUUUUCACAACCCGGUGAGGAAAAAAGAGCUCAAUUUAUUCACUGUUAAUACUUUAAUUAAGAGUGAGCAAAACAUCAUCAGGAAUACUGUUAAGAAUGUAAAAUAGUUUUUAUUUGUUUGACACCUUUCUGGGUUACUACGUAAUUUCACAUGUUA
Messenger RNA from Pangasianodon hypophthalmus (striped catfish), 6467 nucleotides. It is a transcript of the gene p2ry4, whose product is annotated as pyrimidinergic receptor P2Y4. Gene Ontology annotation, biological process: G protein-coupled receptor signaling pathway; transepithelial chloride transport. NCBI's taxonomy places the organism in Eukaryota, Metazoa, Chordata, Actinopteri, Siluriformes, Pangasiidae. Gene Ontology annotation, cellular component: plasma membrane. The record is from RefSeq and is a predicted model, not a curated record. The transcript has 2 exons. Bases 3387 to 4469 code for a protein of 360 amino acids. Gene Ontology annotation, molecular function: G protein-coupled UTP receptor activity; G protein-coupled purinergic nucleotide receptor activity.